Molecule: messenger RNA, 5292 nt
Organism: Sinocyclocheilus anshuiensis
Lineage: Eukaryota; Metazoa; Chordata; Actinopteri; Cypriniformes; Cyprinidae
Product: synaptopodin 2-like protein
Exons: 4
Coding region: 226-3813 (1195 amino acids)
Biological process (GO): positive regulation of actin filament bundle assembly
Cellular component (GO): nucleus; actin cytoskeleton; Z disc
Molecular function (GO): actin binding
Source: RefSeq, a predicted model, not a curated record
UAGAGCCAUUCUUGCUUCCUCCCGCCCCCUUUUGCUCUCCCCACACUACACAUGCUCAUGGCCCAUGGGGUGUGUGUCUGCACUCACCUCUCAGGACUGACAGAAGCUCUGCAAGCAGUCUAGGCAACGGUGGAGGACUGAACAUACAGGGAUGGGACGAGACUAUUGAAAGAAACUAAGAGCCAAGAAACAUUAAAAGAGAGACACAGAAUCACAGAAAGAAAAAUGGUUGCAGAGGAGGUAGUGGUGACCCUGCCAGGAGGUGCACCAUGGGGUUUCCGAUUACAAGGAGGAGCUCAGCACCAGAAACCACUCCAAGUGGCAAAGGUGAGGAAGCGCAGUAAGGCCUGCCGGGCUGGGCUCAGAGAGACUGAUGAGCUGGUGUCAAUCAAUGAUGUAUCCUGUGGAACACUGUCUCAUGCUGAGGCUAUGAAUCUGAUUGAUAGCGGCAGAGGAACCCUCCAUCUGCAAAUUAAAAGGGCCCCAGCUGCAUAUCAGUCAGUGGUGCUUCUGGGUCGGGCCCCCUCCCCCCGUAUUGAUAAGGAGUACCAGGCAGCCUUGAGAGCCCUGUCGCCUCCACUUACCUCUAAACGGUCCGGUGUCAACAGAGCAUCGCUCAUGUCCGCCACCGGUGGCCUCGAGUGGCUUACAUCCCCUCCAGACAGUGAAGCUUACUACGGUGAGACAGACAGUGACGCAGAUGUGGCGGCACAAGAGAAGCAGCGUAGACAGAGACGACGAAGCCCCAGUAGCUCUCCUGCCAAGAGCCCUGGCCAAGCCUCACCCCAGGAGGAGGAGACUUCGGAAAUUAGUGGCUAUGAGAGCGCCCAGUAUGUCUGUAUGUACCCUCAAACACAGAGCUGGCCUGUAUCUGAUCUAGAGGGAAUGGGGACUCAGCAACAGCCUGAAAUGCCCGGGGUGGCCCGCAGAGAGGUGGUCUACCGAUCCCCACAGGAUGAAUGGCCACACCAGGCUGAAAAUUCCUCUGAGAAUUCUGACCAAAGUCCAUCAGGAGCUGCUGAAGUGGACAGUGGCUUCCAGGAGCCCCCCACUGUCCCACCUCCACUUGUUUCUCCAGAGCGGGCAAAAGAGGCUCUCAUGCUUGCAUCUCACAGACAGAUGGUACCCAUGGUGGGCCCUGUGGACAACCCAGUUGAUGAAGAACUCACAGUAACGUACAUGGACAAGGCCAAGCAAGCUAAGCUACACAGAGGUGAGAGUGUACAAGAUAAGCAGGUGAAGGAGGCCCGAUCCAAAUGCAGAACUAUUGCUUCGCUCUUGACAGAUGCUCCUAAUCCUCAUUCUAAAGGUGUGCUUAUGUUCAAGAAGCGACGCCAGCGUGCCAAGAAGUAUACUCUCACCUGCUUUGGCAGCGUAGACGGAGAAAGCUGUAGUAACACAGAGGGAGAAACCGAGGACGAAAGCCUGUUUCCUGGGAGCGAAUCUGAACUUGACGAGGACGGUUUUUCUGCUGCACCAGACCCUACUUGGGAUAGUGGUUACCUGGACAUUCUAGACAAGAGAACUUCAGCAUGUGUUGUGCCUGACAGAGAUGCAGAGAAUAGUCCAGGCCUAAAUGCCACUUCAGGAAAAGGAGCCCAGCUUUUUGAACAACAGAGGAAAAGAGCAGAAGAACAUAAGUCAAAUCUGGUUACGCCCACUGCUUUCUCCAUGCCACAGUAUCAGGGAGACUCAACCCUGACAUAUACCCCAGUUAUUCCAGUCACACCCCUAACUUCUCAUAGUAACAGUAUGGUAAACGUGGAACCUUUGGUGGUGAGCAGGACAAGUGUUGUGUUGUCACAGACACCUAUGCCAUCCAUGGCAGGAGCAUUACCAGAGCAAGCAGACUCAUCGGCUGCCAGCUCAGUGCACAACAGAACUGCCAGGCCAUUUGCCCCUAGUUGUGUGAGCCACCGAGCAGCAACUGCUCCAGUAGUCUUCAGGCCCAGCCCUGCCAAAAAGGUUGGAUCACAGGCUCAGGCUGUGUCUGUGGCAAAUAUUCCAACUCCCUUCUCUCCUGCUGGCUCAGAAGGGAAGAAAGCCAUCUCUACAACAUCACUGUAUAUCCCUGCCAGACCAGCCACCUACAAUGGUCCUUCCUCUGUGCUCUCUCCAUCCUCAAUCGCUUCAGGUCCAUUUUCUCCUCCUCCUUCAAAUGCUCCACUCUACUCCCCAAACUAUUCCAGCACCUCAGCCCCUUUUUCUCCAACAUCUUCUCAUGUAACAUCUUUGAGUUCCCCUUCUGGUAUGGCUCAGCCUUACUCUCCUCCCCAAACACAGGCAAUGCCACUCAGUCCUCCAUAUCAUCAUGUGGUUUGUACCCAAUAUCAGCCACCUCCACAAGUUCAUGUGCCAGCACAGCCUUUCUGUCCCCCGUUCACAAAUGCCCCAGGUCUUCCCAAUGCCCCUGCCCCUGCUCCUGUCCAUGCCUUUGCUCCUGCAACACCAAAUGUGCAAUCUUCCCCAGCACACAAAGUCUCCUUCAACCCAUACAUUUCUGUGGCAUCCACUACUCCAGGAACACCAAAUGCACCAGUUGCCCAGCAGUAUUCUCUCUCCAACUCCACUGAUGGGAUCUCUUCUCGAGAGCAGCGGGUCUCAGUCCCUGCUGGCCGCACUGGCAUCCUGCAGGAUGCUCGUCGUCAUGGCACCAAGAAACCAAUGUUCAGUGCUAAUGAGGAGAAGAAGGCUCCAUCUUACAACCCUGAGCUAAUGUCUCUAGUGCAGAACUUGGAUGACAGGUCCCGUUUGGGUGUAGAGGCUGGGUUUGAGUCUGGCCCCGAAGAAGAUUUUCUCAACCUGGGUGCAGAAGCUUGCAACUUCAUGCAGGCACAGAGGCACAAGAUGCCACCACCAGUGGCUCCUAAACCAGCUCAUCCAGCUCCUGAGAUGCCUCAGAUGCAAGGUAAAGGUGCGGAGCUGUUUGCACGCAGACAGAGUCGCAUGGACCGCUAUGUGGUGGAUAAACAGCCCAAAUCUCCAGCGCAUCCUCGUGAUCCUUCACCUACACCCUCCCUCCCAGUUCACUGGAAAUACACUCCAAACAUCCGAGCUCCACCACCCAUUAAUUAUAAUCCACUGCUGUCACCUUCCUGCCCUCCAGUGGCCCAGCGUGGCACCAAGGCUAAUGAUGCAAACAAAGUUGGGGUUAAAACAGUGCCUGGCCAACGCAAACAGGGUAUAAAGGCUCUUGACUUUGUGAGCAGGCAGCCAUACCAGCUCAACUCAUCUUUGUUCAGUUAUGGAGGUGGAGUCCUUCAAAACACUGCCACUUAUCAGCAGCAGCAGAAUGGGGUUGGCAUGACAGGUAAUUCCCUUAAUGGACCAAAGCAGGUCCCUGUUAAAUCAAGCCGUGUGUAUGAAAUCAAACGUUUCUCCACACCUACUCCCAUGUCUGCACCCACAUCUCUGACACCUACUGUAAUCGCCCCUCGCUCUGCCACAACUCUCGGUGAGCCGAUGUGGCGCAGUGAUGUCACUUCCCCACCUCCUGUUGCUCCAAGACCUGCAGCGCCAUUCUCGCCACCACCUCCUGCCCCGACAGCAGCCCUGCCUGCUCUCCCCAAAAUAUCCUCUGCCCCUGUGACCAAUUCAGUGCCCAUCCCACAACCCACUCCUGGGCAGGCCUACACCCCAUUCCAAGCAGCCAAGCAGUUUAAGAGCGCCCCUGAGCUGAGUCCCCUGUCUGCUGGUGUGCGAUCCUCAGGGUCUGGGAGCAGCCAGAACCUACGGGUACCCAGACCCCGCUUCAGUACGUCAAGCAUGGGUCUGCAACCAAAUUUGCGGAGGCCUGGCUCCAUACAUUACUGAGAAUCCACUGUGACAGUAAUUACCACCCUGGGCAAGAGCACUUGAGCUCUGCUUGAGCUCUGUUCUGCUAAAUGAAUUGUUAGACUACAGUAAUAUAAGAAAAAACAUCAGUCAAAUAAAUUUUUUUUUUGCAUGUUCACAAUUUUCAGUCACAAUUAUUAUAAAAAUAGAGUAUGCAGCAACAUCAUAGAUUCCUACGUCUGUAUAUGUAUUGUUCAGUUUCUUCACAAUGUUGAGAUAUUUAUGUACUAUUUUAUGUACAUGUUUCUAUUUCAGUUCACAUCUCAUUUAUUUUACACCAAAUCAACAUGUUUAACCCACAGAAAGAACUGCACAGAGUAACUACUUAUGAGAGCAACUAAAUAAAAUAAUGGCAUUAAUGUCUAAUAAUAAUCGGGUUUGACAUUAUAUGUACUGGGGCCACAAUGAAAAUAAGUGAUAAUAAUCAAUUGUUUUGCUAUUUUUUUCACUUGGGGCCAUAAGGAUGGAGUGAUAAAGGGUAAGUAAACUAUAUACAGUAUAUGUUACAGAAUCCAUCUGUGACAGAAGAUGAUGGAGCACAGAAUCAUUGAAGAUUUGUGUACAAGUGGUAUAGAAUGUUCCAAGAUAUGUAUCUGCCCAAGUUAUAUCAAAGUCUCAGUGACAGAGAGAUGAAAGAAGUGUACAAAGAAUGUGACAGCAGCUUGAAAAAAAAAAAAAAGAAAAAUCCUCAAGUGGAGAGAUGGUACAAACCACCCCCUUGCUCUACUCUUGCUCUUGAAUUGUUAUCUCUUCUGGCCUCUGCCAUGUCCUUUACUUGUGAUGUUAUCCAUUCUUUAUCUCUCUAAACAUCUCUUGAGGUUGGACUGCAGGCCUGUGUUUGUCUAGAGCAUUGCACAAAAGCCUUUGCUUCUUGCUUGACGAGGAUCAGUAUGGAUGCUUGAUGCAUGUGCUCAUUUUAUCCUCAUAAUGCUGUGUAUGCUGAGGUUUUGACUAAGCAUUUAGAAAGGCAUGUGAACUCCACUGCAGGGAAUUGUGCUGGGGCUUUUUCAUAGGACAGCUGAAAAAACUACACUAGAUGACAAGUUCUGAAAGCGGUGCUUUAUCUUUAUGACAUAUUAUGCGAAUGUGACAUCUGACCACUUUCCCUGGUGCUUGCUCUCAUUGUGAAUGAUGCUUUUGCCAAACAGGUAUGACAUCCAUUUCAAUCACUUGUGUGAGCUGUUCAACUGCAUUUGUGAAAUUGUAUGCCUAGUUGAACUUUUCUUGCUUUGCUUUUUAUGAGAAAAUACCCUAUGGCUUUGGUGGGAUGAAACAACAUGAAAUGGUGGGUACCAUUUCUCUACUAAGGAUAAGAAGGUUGAUCGGAUGUAAAGCUAUAAUGUACCUUGUUGUCAAGUAGAAAGUGGGAGGUAUGGAUAUGGGAGGUAUGAAGCAAGAUAUAAAACUGAUAUAAAAUUUAAAAGCAAAAAUAGAGAGGAAAGUGCCUUUUUCACUUUU